Messenger RNA from Aspergillus chevalieri, 945 nucleotides. RefSeq names its product putative carbonyl reductase. Gene Ontology annotation, molecular function: oxidoreductase activity, acting on NAD(P)H, oxygen as acceptor. Lineage: Eukaryota; Fungi; Ascomycota; Eurotiomycetes; Eurotiales; Aspergillaceae. The transcript is spliced from 2 exons. The record is from RefSeq and is a predicted model, not a curated record. Bases 1 to 945 code for a protein of 314 amino acids. Gene Ontology annotation, cellular component: intracellular anatomical structure.
AUGUCGAACAACCCCGUCAACGAAGUCGGACACUUUGUCCACCAGAACACCACCGCUCCCCCUCACCCCAGCUUGUUGGGAAUGUUCUCCCUGAAGGGCAAGACUGCCAUUGUCACUGGUGCUGGUGCCGGUAUUGGUCUCGCCGUGGCACAUGGUCUGGCUGAGGCCGGUGCCAACGUUGCCUUCUGGUACAGCAGCAACAGCAAGGCCCCAGAGCGCGCUGCUGAGGUCGCUCAGAAGUACGGUGUUCAGAGUAUGUAUUCCCAGUUACCUCUUUUGUUUGCGCGCAGCACUAACAGCAACACAACAACAGCCAAGGCAUACCAGUGUGACAUCACCAAUGCCGAAGCCGUCCAGAAGACCGUCGACCAAACCGUCCGCGAUUUUAACGGCCGUCUAGAUGUUUUCAUUGCCAACGCUGGUGUCCCAUGGACUGAGGGCCCCAUGGUGGACGGUCCUCUUUCCCACUAUACCAAGGUAGUUGGCAUUGACCUGGACGGUACCUUCUACUGCGCCAAGGCUGCUGCUGCCCACUGGAAGCGCCAAAAGGAGCAGGGCACCGACCUCAAUGGAAAGCCCCUCACCAAUUUCACCUACGGCAGCUUCGUGGCUACUGCCUCAAUGAGUGGUCACAUUGUCAACUUCCCUCAAAUGCAGGCCGCUUACAACGCCGCCAAGUCUGGUGUCAUCCACCUCUGCAAAUCUCUCGCCGUCGAAUGGGUCAAGUACGCCCGUGCCAAUUCCGUCUCCCCCGGAUACAUUGCUACUGAGAUCUCCAACUUCGUCCCGCAGUCGGUCAAGAACAUCUGGAGGGACAAGAUCCCCAUGGGUCGUGAGGGUCAGCCCGAGGAGCUCAAGGGCGCCUACCUAUACCUGGCCUCGGAUGCCUCGACCUACACCACCGGUGCCGACCUAGUUGUCGACGGUGGAUACUGCGCUCCUUGA